AGAGGGCAGCAAUGCGCUAACCUUACCAGACCACAACAUGAGCGCGAGGAAGAACAUCUCCCAUCAUGUAUCGCUGUAGAAAAGCAUGAAUCUGCUCCUGUCAUCCAGACUUUUGCGUUAAAAUGCCGUUAAUAGUGAUGUGUGGAUACCCGUGCAGUGGUAAAACCCGACGAGCCCAUGAACUGAGAGAGUACUUCACGAAAAAUACAGAAAGACAGGUUCAUAUAGUCGGAGAUGAAGAUCAGGGAAUUGACAAGAACUCUGUAUAUGCAGACUCACAGAAAGAGAAGAAUCUGAGAGGAUCACUGAGAGCUGAAGUGGAGAGGAAAGUCAAUAGAGGCGACAUUGUCAUUCUUGAUUCCUUGAAUUAUAUUAAAGGCUACAGAUAUGAGCUGUUCUGUCUUAUCAAACAUACACAAACACCCCAUUGCUUGAUGUACUGUUUGACGUCAGCUGAUGUGAGCUCAGAAUGGAAUAAAGGCAGAGAGGCUGAAUCUCAGUACACACAGGAAAUUCUUGAUGCGCUAAUACAGCGUUUUGAAGCCCCUGAUUCAAGGAAUAGAUGGGACAGUCCACUCUUUACUAUUCAACAAGAAGACUCACUUCCAUUUGAAGCCAUCUGCGAUGCGCUUUUCAAAAGAAAAGCACCACCACCUAAUCAGUCCACACAGAGCCAACCGCUCUCAUCCACCAACUUUAUGUAUGAGUUGGACAAAGUUACUCAAGAUGUCCUAAUGGCUGUUCUUGAGUCACAGAAGACCAGCGUCCCUGGAGAUCUCAUUUCCAUUCCUGGAGCUACGGAAAAGAUAUCCUUUAUUCUUGAAUGUUUAGCAUUUCUCUCGCUUUAAAUAUCUUUCUAUUAGUGUUGUCAUAUGUACCAGCACUACCGGUACCAGUUGGUACUUAAAAAAAUAAAUUAAUUAAAGGUUGACGGUACCAGCAUUUCUGUAAUACCGAGUACUGGGUAUAUUCAGUACCCGCUGAUAGAUGCUGCUUUCAAACGCUCCUGUUCAUGUUUGUUUGAUUGCUCUCUGAGCGUCAAAGGUUUCUAUUUACAGCUUGUUUUUACAAGCGUUGAGCAUUGUAGCCGAUCACAAUCAUAUCUGUUGAGUGUGUGUGAUCGCAGUGGCCUUUCAGUAAGUCAGAAUCCUCUUCAAGUCAGAAAAGGCCCAUUCACACCAAGGACGUUAACUAUAACUAUAAAGAAAUAGUUCUAAAAAAAUGAUCUAAAUAUAAAAGAAUAGCAGAGUCCACACCACAACUGUAACUAUAAUAGGGUUUCUCGAGGGAACUUAAGCAUUUGGUGAGCGAACGCAAAGUUUCUUGAGGGAACGCAAGCAUUUGGCGUGCAAACGCAAAAUUUCUCGGGAGAACGCAAACGUUUGGCGAGCGAAUGCAAAGUUUCUUGAGGGAACGCAAACAUUUGCUGAGCGAACGCAAAGUUUCUCGGGGAAACGCAACUAUUUGGCAAGCGAAUGCGGAGCGCAAACAUUUGGAGAACGAUCGCAGUUUCUUGGGGAAACGCAAAAAAUUUGGUGAGGGAACGCAAGGUUUCUCAAGGGAACGCAAACAUUUGGCAAACCAACACAAAGUCUCUUGGGGGAACGCAAACAUUUGGAGAACGAUCGCAGUUUCUUGGGGAAACGCAAAACAUUUGGCGACUAAACGCAGGGAACGCAAACAUUUAGCCAGGGAACGCAAACAUUUAGCCAGCGAACGCAAAGUUUCUCAGGGAAACGCAAAACAUUUGGCGAGCGAACCCAAAGUUUCUCGGGGGAACGCAAACAUUUAGCCAGCGAAUGCAAAUUUUCUCAGGGAAACGCAAAACAUUUGGCGAGCGAACGCAAAGUUUCUCAGGGGAACACAAAUAUUUGCCGAGCCAAUGCAAAGUUUCUUGGGGGAAUACAAAACAUUUUUCUCAGGGAAACGCAAAAGAUUUGGCGCGCGAAUGCAAAGUUUUUCGAGAAAAUGUAACACAUUUGGUGAGCAAACAAAGUUUCUCGGGGUAAACGCAAACAUUUGGCAAGACAACACAAAAGUUUCUUAGGGGAACUAAAAACAUUAGCGAGCGAGCGCAAAGUUUCUCAGGGAAACAAAACAUUUGGUGAGUGAACACAAAGUUUCUCGGGGGAACGCAAAUAUUUGGGGAGCGAACGCAAAGUUUCUCAGGGGAACGCAAAUAUUUGCCGAGCCAAUGCAAAGUUUCUUGGGGAACGCAAAGUUUCUCAAUGAAACGCAAAAUAUUUGGCAAACGAACACAAAGUUUCUCGGGGAAUCGCAAAAUAUUUGCGAGAGAACGCAAAAGCAUUGACGAUUUAUUUUUCCUCCCAUCUCAUUUUUUUUUUUUUCCCACUGCCAUGUCCUUUAGGAGCUCCAUAGCUUUUACUCUGAUUUUUUUUUUUUUUUUUUUUGGUGAAAAUGUAAUAUUGUUGUCUUGCUUUGCUGAGCCACCCAUCAUAGCUAUUUGAUGUUUCUCACUGUGACAACACAGAAAUGUCCUGCCAUAAACGGGCAAAGCAUUAGAAACGAUUACAGCAUGAAACCAAGAUCAAGCCUGGAAUUUUUGACUUAUGCUCGAUUGAGUCUUGCUGACAGAAAGUUGAUCCGUUUAAUGCUAACUGAAGAUGUGUUGUAGUAAUAAACAGGACUUGUGUGCAUGUGAUGAAUACACAGACAUCAAAGAAUGUCAUUUCUUUCUGACGCAGUUGCAGUUCGGUGGCCGUCCAUUACAGCUUUAGCAUUUAGACACGUGGACAUGGACCAGUGCAGGUGGCCCUUUGAAAUAAUACAGAAUUCAAAUGGGAUUUAUUAGAAGUUAAUUUAUACUUGUUCUUUGUUGUCUCGCAACUAAGUCCACAUCCAGUGUUGAGGCAGAGUCUCAACGUUUUUUCAGUAAAUGUGUUUCCAUCGUAGUUUCUUAUCGGAUAAAAAUUAUCCGCCUCAAUUGAGAUGCAACGUACAUUAUUGUAACAGCCCAGUUUUCUUAACUUGUUCAAUACAUCGAACUCACAAGAAGUCUUAACAUGGUGGAGUUGAGGAAACUCCGACGGCAGUUCAUCAGUUACACCAAGAUGCAUCCAACAGAGAACAUUGGACAGAUUGCCAAUAUGUUUGUGCAGUAUCUUAAUAAGAGUAUGCACUAACAGGUGUUUUUAAAUUGUAAUUCUUAAGGUCAUAUUUAUUGUUUUCAAGUUGCAUUUUAAGAAUGUUUUGAGUGCAAUAAAAAUUUGAACUCUU
Ctenopharyngodon idella (grass carp) is the source of this 3237-nucleotide messenger RNA. RefSeq names its product KTI12 chromatin associated homolog (gene kti12). The transcript has 8 exons. Lineage: Eukaryota; Metazoa; Chordata; Actinopteri; Cypriniformes; Xenocyprididae. The record is from RefSeq and is a predicted model, not a curated record. Bases 123 to 848 code for a protein of 241 amino acids.